This is a messenger RNA of Punctularia strigosozonata HHB-11173 SS5, 1401 nucleotides long. RefSeq names its product cytochrome P450. The coding region runs from base 1 to 1401 and encodes 466 amino acids. Lineage: Eukaryota; Fungi; Basidiomycota; Agaricomycetes; Corticiales; Punctulariaceae. The record is from RefSeq and is a predicted model, not a curated record. The transcript has 11 exons. Gene Ontology annotation, molecular function: monooxygenase activity; heme binding; iron ion binding.
AUGUUUGCCGUCCCUCCCGAACUGCAACACCUCCCAAGGGUUCCGGUCAUCCCGACUUUGUUAUCCUUUGCGAAGGGCGAGGUUGAGGAUGUUAGAAUCAAGAAGCUUCUACUUCCGUAUGCGACCCGUGGCGAUAGCGUAAUUGCCAAAGACUUGGCAGACGAUAUCAACACCUACCCCAAGGAGGUGCCUCCUGAUGGCAUGCUCCUGUGGCGUUUCGUCGGCUACUCCAAUAUUAUCCUCUCGAAUGGAGAGGCAUGGAAACGGCACUCGAAAGUCGUCCGUGAUGCCUUGCAGCGAAACCUACCCAUUGAGGAGUUCGCCUCUCUUGCACGGAAGCUCUUCCAUCAGAUGGACCUCGCCAUUGAGGCUGAUCAAAAGAGUCCCGUGGAAAGCAAGAGGGAGAAGCAGUUUGGCGGAGGACGCGUUCGUUGGGAGGACCUCACCAUGCGUUUCACCCUCGAUGCAGUUGGCACAACCGCUAUGGGACACAAUUUUAACGCGAUAGAAGACGGUGACUCGCCCUUCGUCACCAAAUACAACAAGGUUAUGGAGGACAUCGCAAACCCGCUAUACCUCGUGUUCCCUCGCUUCGAGAAGUGGUUCCCUCGUUUGAAUGUCAUUCGCUCCAUCGACGAGCUCGUUGCGCAAUUCCAAGGUCUUCUUGAGCGUAAGAAGGAGUAUCCAGGAAACGAUAUGUUGACGUUCAUGCUCGAGGACAAGAAUAUCACCGACACGGAGCACCGCGAUAACAUGGUCGUCUUCUUCAUCGGCGGACACGACACGACAGCCGGCGCUAUGGCCUCGCUGGUUUACUACAUGGGCAAGUACCCGGACAUCCAGAAGCGGGCGCGUGCCGAGGUCCAGGCAGCGAUGAAGGGCAAUACCACCGGCGAGCCCACCAUUGCUGAGCUGAAGAACAUGCCGUUCCUCGAGGCAUGCAUCCGGGAGGCCCUCCGUGUCAAUACGCCCAUUACAUACAUGGUUCCCCGAUCGGCCAUGCGAGAUGCUGUCCUCGUCGACUCGUACGGCAAGCAGUACUUCAUGCCCAAGGGUGCCUCCAUCAUCACCAACAUCACUUCCAUCCACUAUAGGGACGACUACUGGCCCAACGCGCGCGAGUUUCAGCCCGAGCGGUUCAUGGGCAACACCGAGGCGCAGACGACGGAGAUUGAUAGCGCGCAGUGGUUGCCCUUCGCCCUUGGCGCAAGGCAGUGCCCCGCUAGGAACUUCGCAAUGUACGAGCAACGCACGCUUGGCUCGAUGCUCCUCCGCGAGUGGGAAUGGACGAUCCCGGACGACACCAUCCAUACGGACAUCAUUCACAACGCCUUCUCUCCCUUCGCUUUGUCCUUGCCGAAGGAUCUGUUUAUCAGGUUCCGGCGGCUCGCGAAUAACUAG